CUCCGAUUUUGAGAACUCCAAUGGAGGCGGUACUCGUUAAUUCUGUAGAGAGAAGUCUGAAUCAAAUGCUGCACAGAAACGCCAUUUUCCUCGGCGAACGCCUCUGCGCUGAGUUCCCCUCUGAGGAGAACUUUCAACUACUGGCUAGAUGUUAUUUGAACAACAAUCAGGCUUAUUGUGCGUAUCACAUUCUAAAAGAUAAGCAAAGCGUUGAGUCUCGCUACUUGUUUGCAAUUGCAUGCUUUGAGAUGGAUCUUCUUGGUGAAGCUGAAGCUGCAUUGCUGCCUAUUGAAGAGCAUAGUGCAGAGAUUCCCAAUGGUGCAGCAAUUCAUUAUCUUCUCGGGCUUAUUUAUAGGUACACUGAUAGGCGGAAACAUGCAGUUGAACAUUUUAGGAAGGCUUUGUCCAUUGAUCCACUGCUGUGGGCAGCAUAUGAGGAACUCUGUUUAUUAGGUGAGGCAGAAGAAGCUACUUCUAUCUUUGGAGAAGCGGCUGUUCCUGGUGUUCUAAAGUAUUUUCAAUGUAAUGGUAAUGGAUCAAGUUACUUGAAAACAGCCAAUGAAGAUCAAAGUUCUAGUUCUGGAUUUGCUGGGCAUGUUAUACAUGGUUUUCCUCCUAAUGUAUCACUUUACAACACUCCUUCACCACUGCCAGCACAACUGCCAGAUACUGCUCCACCAGCUCCAAAUAGAAAUGUUCCAGGAGGUGAAGACUCCCUAAGAUCUCUGACUCAUGCUCCCCAAAGGAAAAUUAUUCAUGAAGAGUUAAUGAAGGUUCCUGGAACUUUAUUCUCUGAUUCAAGGCCUCGCCGAAGUGCACGACUAGCUGAACGGAGAAAUUUGAAUACCACACAAGAGACAGGAGAUGGAACAAACCGUAUUUGCAUGUUGCCAUCAAAAUCAAACUCCAGGAUUCAUUCCUCAACAGUUUGCAAAUGUCAGCCUGACAAUGUUGAAGAAGUGGGGAAAUGGCUGGAAAAUCAUGCUGCUGCGAGUUCAGAAUGCAGACCGAUUUCUUCAAGCACAUCUGUGUUAUCGGAUGGUAAAUGCAGUCAGUGUGAGAUGGCAAUCAUGAAACCAUCAAGCCUUAUUACUGAUAGUUCAACAGUCAUAUCUGGAAUCUUAGAUGUAAUGAGCCUGUUGAGACUUCUUGGGGACGGCUAUAAGCUUUUAUGUACAUAUAGAUGUCAGGAUGCAUUGGAUGUGUUUCAAAUGCUCUCACUAAAGCAGUACAAUACUGCUUGGGUCCUCUCCCAGGUUGGAAAAGCAUAUUUUCAUCUUGUGGAUUAUUUGAAGGCUGAUUAUGCAUUUAGUCAUGCACAUCAAAUAUCUCCUUACAAUUUGGAAGGGAUGGAUAUGUAUUCAACAGUCCUAUACCAUUUGAAAGAAGAUGUGAAACUGUGCUUUCUAGCUCAGAAGUUGAUGUCAAUUGAUCGAUUAGCACCACAGUCCUGGUGUGCUAUUGGAAACUGCUACAGCUUGCAAAAGAACCAUGAAACUGCUGCAAAAAAUUUCUGUCGAGCUGUGCAACUGAAUUCAAGAUUUGCAUAUGCUCACACCCUUUGUGGUCAUGAGUAUGCAGCAUUGGAGGAUUAUGAAAAUGCAGAGAAGUGCUAUCAGAGUGCCCUUAGAUUCGAUAUGAGACAUUAUAUCUCCUGGUAUGGUCUUGGAAUGAUCUAUCUUCGUCAAGAAAAAUUUGAAUUUGCUGAGCACCAUUUUCGACAGGCUUUCAAGAUAAAUCCUCAUUCUUCAGUUAUCAUGUGUUAUCUUGGACUUGCCUUAGAAGCAUUAAAGAGAAGUGAGGAAGCUCUGGUGAUGAUGGAUAAAGCAAUUACCACAGAUAAGAAAAAUCCUCUACCCAUGUACCACAAAGCAAGUAUAUUGGUGACCCUUGGAAACUUCAAUGAAGCUUUGGAAGUUUUGGAGGACCUCAAAGAGCUUGCUCCCCAAGAAAGUUGCAUCCAUGCAUUGAUGGGUGAAAUUUAUAAACGAUGUCAAAUGUAUGACAAGGCCAUGCUCCAUUUUGGAACUGCUUUGGAUUUAAAACCUUCUGCAUCUGAUGUUGCAAAACUAAAGGUUGCCAUUGAAAAGUUAAUUGUACCAGAUGAAAUAGAGGAUGAUGUGUAGUACUUGCAGCUGUGUUCAACUGGAGAGAAAAUAUUGCAAAUGUUCGACAAUGUCUGAGGCUCUUCAACUUAGUUCACCAGUCAAUAGCAGUUAAAAAUUUUAGCAGCUUAAAUUCUGAACUCUUCUAAACUGUCAGGGAGCAUCUUCAGUUGAUUAAGAGAGAUUGAUUAACAUGCAAUGGAAUCCGGAGCAAGUCUUGACUAGACGCUGCCAUAGAUUGUACAUAUCCAUUUGUUUUACUGAUCAUUACUGCACAUAUCAUUUCUUCUCUCUCUCUCUCUCUUUUAAAAUUUUCAAAUUGUUAUAAUGACAAUUUGAUUUAUGUUGUUAAAGGCAGGAAUAAUACAAGGUUUGUUAU
Rubroshorea leprosula is the source of this 2484-nucleotide messenger RNA. The record is from the annotation of a GenBank genome assembly. NCBI's taxonomy places the organism in Eukaryota, Viridiplantae, Streptophyta, Magnoliopsida, Malvales, Dipterocarpaceae.